Molecule: messenger RNA, 2059 nt
Organism: Fusarium odoratissimum NRRL 54006
Lineage: Eukaryota; Fungi; Ascomycota; Sordariomycetes; Hypocreales; Nectriaceae
Product: oxidoreductase
Exons: 3
Coding region: 184-1131 (315 amino acids)
Cellular component (GO): intracellular anatomical structure
Molecular function (GO): oxidoreductase activity, acting on NAD(P)H, oxygen as acceptor
Source: RefSeq, a predicted model, not a curated record
CGAAGAACCGCCACUGAUGCAACUAGAAUCUAUCCGUACUGAGCAUUCCCCUCGUGGCCAUCGCAUGUAAUUAAUGGCUGCCAUUGACUUUGGUACAAAAGCACCCCGAGCUACCACUGAACGUAGUCUGUCCUAGAAUAUAUGUAAGCAUCUGUGGUAUCGCCAGCCUCAUAAGCUUCCACAAUGAACAAGUUCUCUCCCAUCCUUCGAACACUGGCUCGUCAGCCUCUCCAGAGACAAGCUUUUCCUCGCCCAACAACGAGAUAUGUCCCAGUAGCUAUUCGUGCCUUUCACUGCACUCCUCCUCAACACAAUGCGGCACUGGGUCAGCCUCAUCUUCUACCAGAGUUCAGCCUCAAAGACAAAGCCAUUGUCGUGUCGGGAGGCGCGAGAGGUUUAGGUCUUGUUCAGAUUGAAGCUCUUAUUGAAGCCGGAGCUACUGUCCACGCUGUUGAUAGACUGCCCUCGCCAGUUGAGGAUCCAAAGUCCAACUUCUCACAAGUCUCAGACCGAGCGCGUAAACUUGGUACCUCACUUCAUUACCAUCAAGUCGAUGUAAGAGAUGUCCCAGAUCUCAAUCGCAUCUUCGAAGAUAUCGCCAAUGGCGCAGGUCGUCUAGAUGGUCUCAUCGCUGCUGCGGGUAUCAACCACGAAACACCAGCAAUUGACUACUCGAUGGAAGAAACCGAACGAAUGAUGAGCAUCAACUUCACCGGGGCUUUCAUGACUGCCCAAGCAGCUGCUCGUCAGAUGAUUCGUCUUAAACAGCCUGGUAGUAUUGUCAUGAUUGCCAGUAUGAGCGCAACCAUCGCCAACAAGGGCAUGCUCGCGCCCGUUUAUAACCCCUCCAAAGCUGCAGUCGUACAGCUUGCCCGUAAUCUUGCAAUGGAAUGGGGAGAACACGGCAUCCGCGUCAAUACCCUCUCUCCUGGCUACAUUCUAACCCAGAUGCUUCAAAAUCUCUUCAACGACUAUCCUGGUCGUCGCGAGAGGUGGCCCAAAGAGAACAUGCUCGGCCGUCUAAGCACCCCAGAAGAGUAUCGCGGUGCUGCUGUCUUUCUUUUGAGUGAUGCGAGUAGCUUCAUGACGGGUGCUGACCUUCGCAUGGAUGGUGGCCAUGCUGCGUGGUAGAGCCAUGUUGCAGAACGUAGGUUCUGGGCCAAAGCAAUUCAGUCGCAGCAACCUGGGCCUUGGAGGUAUGUUCUCGGGUAUCGUUUGUUGCUAUCUCUUGAGUGAGGAGAAACAUGAUAUUGUACAAUCGUAAUAUACUUGUCACAUCGUUCCUUGCGGAUAUCGUGACGACUUUCCAUCUAUUCCCUCGUUCCUUGCCCUCAGUUCGGACUUGUCACAUGCGAAAAGGUCUUCUCCUGUCCAAGUUUGCUCAACAGCCCAGGUUGUAUCCUUAAUCUUGACUCAAUCUCCUUCUCGGGUAUCCCUCGAUCGCGGAACUUCAUAGCAUCCACCAACGUCCUCAUAUCGAGGAAUCGUCGGCCCUCGCGUCCCAUGUUUGCGAAAUCUUCCUCCGCUUCGUCUUGUAGUCGAUCUCGAGCUGAGAGCGCUACGAGGGUUGGGUUGCUUCGACUCGGUGCAAAGCUAGGUCCUGGAGGAGCUGAAGGUCCGAGAGGGGUCGCGGCUGUAGACGAAGGAGAAUAUGUAGGGUUCGAGUCAGCAAUUCCCAUCUGGUGUAGACGGCGUGAGAAGUCGCCGGUUGGGAAGUCGGGGUCCAUAGCGUCAGCGCGAACAGCUACACAUACGAGUUAGAUGUUGCAGUAGACAUGAUAAGUUCCAAUCGAUCUACCGUCGUCUUUGGCACUGUUCCCCAAGGUUUUUGACUUUGGUUUGGGUGCCUCUGCCCUUGGUUGACGGGCUACUGCUUGCGGGACAGCAGCUCCAGGAGCUCGAGCAGGAUACUUUCGCGCUGCGCCUUUAGCGACUUUCGAAGACGAAGAGCCCAUUUUGUCUGACAGUAAUGGAUAGACGCAAAAUGUGAACAAAAAGAGUUGACAAUUUACAAAGACUGCGCGUUGGCGGGGAAGUAUAGAGCAAAAGUGGCGUCAAU